Parnassius apollo (apollo) is the source of this 501-nucleotide messenger RNA. The record is from the annotation of a GenBank genome assembly. NCBI's taxonomy places the organism in Eukaryota, Metazoa, Arthropoda, Insecta, Lepidoptera, Papilionidae.
AUGCUCGAUGACCGAAGAGGCAAACACGAACAUCAUCACCGGGUUGAGGAAUCACUAAAAGACAGCGCUAGAGAAUUUAUUAGGAACAUACCAAAAAUAGAAAGUCACUAUGUUUAUGCUAAUACAAGUCGAGAGUAUAUUGAUGGAGGCAGAAAUUUGUCUGAUAUUUACAAGGAUUAUGUUCAAUUGUAUACAGAAAAGAGAGAGAGGUAUAUUAACUACGUAAUGUUCCAUAGAAUUUUUAACACAGAGUUUAAUAUUAGUUUUUUUACUCCGAAGAAAGAUGCUUGUGAAGAUUGUACUGCCUAUGUUAAUGCAUUAGACUCUGAGAAGGAAGAAAUGAAAGAUUGUUAUGAAAACCACCUGAUAGAAAAAGAAUUGUCACGAAUAGAAAAAGGGAACGAUAAAACAGAUGCCCAAAGUAAAUCAUCAAUGACUUACAAGCGACAUUGUCAUGUCCCAAAAGCGAAAUUUCAACAUUUUAUUACGAAUCAAAAUUGA